Molecule: messenger RNA, 6280 nt
Organism: Uranotaenia lowii
Lineage: Eukaryota; Metazoa; Arthropoda; Insecta; Diptera; Culicidae
Product: protein TIS11-like
Exons: 3
Coding region: 1154-2617 (487 amino acids)
Molecular function (GO): metal ion binding; mRNA binding
Source: RefSeq, a predicted model, not a curated record
CAGCGCAGCUCGAAUCAGUUUUGAAUUGAACGGCGUACAGACUAGAAGGUAGCAAAGCAGCGAGCGCACAUUCGCAGUCGUUUUUUAUCGCUUGAAGCUAGCAGAAGUCAAAACAAGCACAUAUUGCUCCAAGUAGCUAUAGUCAUUCAAGAACAGAACACCAAAUCAGGCAGAGAAGAGUUGGAGUGCGGUUCUUUCUUAUAAUUGUGUUACCGAGGAACUUCACUCAAAAAAAAAGCAAAGCCAACUCGAGCAGUUUUGUGUCCUAGCAAUCCCUACGUUUUGCUACAGUUGAAGCAAUAGACGGCUAACAUCCCAGUCGCGAUUUUUGACGAGCGUUUCGCGUUGCGGUCUUACUCAGUCAGUCAGUUCGAGCAUUUGUGAAGAAUUUGAGUUCUUUCGGACACGCGCGUCAGUCGAGAAUUGUACCUGCCCUACUUCUCUUGUGGACGGUCAACUACGAAAGCGCAAACACGUACACACUUCGCUGAAACAAAGUAAGGAAGAGCGUUCUUGAUUCAACUACGAAAUAACCAACAACCAAGUGCCAGAGAACACGCCGUGAAGAAUUCGCGCACGGUGCAUAGUUCAAAACAGCAUCAGCAAAAAUCUUCCAAAAAAAAACCGUGAUUUCUGAUUUCUUUCUUUCUCUUUCUCUUUGCAGAAAAAGAAGAAAAGUGGUUCGUACAAGAGUUCAAAUUCACGAAGAAAUUGCCGAAAGUGCAUGUGUGAGAAGAAGCAGAAGAGAAGAAAAAGUAAAAUCCAUCGAAAAUAAAUCAAAAGCAAGAAAAUCAUUCUUUGCAGUUUGGCAAAAGUUAGUGCAUUUUCUGAAAAGCGUGCGAAGUAGAAGGUGAAUGUUCUACUCGAAGAUUUGAGAUAACAGAAAAAAAAAUUAGAAAAUUAAACGAAACCAGUGCGAAACGAAUUGCCUCGUAGCAAAAUCGUAUUCAAUAUUCGGAGAAAAAAGAGUCCACACACGAAGAAAUUUGUAACGUGGAAGAUCGUGGAACCGGUUGAAGAAUAAAAAGUUUUCCAGCCAAAAAAAAAGUGUGCUCAAGUGUCUUUCCAACUAAUCAAACCAGGAAAAAAAAUUGCUCUGUGAAGUUGUUUGCAAUCCCGAAGAAAUUCGUGAAAACAAUAACCAAGGCGAAGAAUGUCGACAGCGAUAAUGCACACCGGGGCGUUUUACGAUUUUGGUGAUUUUACACUGAAGAGUCAGACAAAUUCCCGAAGCAACAGCACAAACAGCACCAGUAGUUCAGUCAGCAGCACCAGCAGCAAUGCCUCGUCCACCAGUAGCAGCAACAGCGGCGCCAGCAGUCCCUUAAUCAGCAGUCUAAGUCACCAUCAUAAUGGCACCGGCUCCAAUGGCAACGGUCCCAUUCUGUUGCAGCAGAACUUCAACGUUGUGACCCACCAGCAACAGCAGCAACACAACCACCAUCAGCACCACCACCACCACCAAUCGAGCAAGCAGCAGCAACACCAUCAACAUCUGCAGCACCACAGCAUCCAGCAACAUCAGCAGCACGCCAACCGACAGCUGCUAAUCCACAAUGCCCUCACCAGGACCACCUCCCAUCCGGUGUCGUCGUCGACGUCCUCUUCUAGUAAUAGCGAACGUUCAACGACGACGACGACGGCCGCCACCAUGGAAUCGCUGAUGGAGCUGCUGCGGAUGAGCCAGGCGGCUUCGGUCCUGGCGCAGACACGUGCCUCGGCAUCGACGCUGGUCCUGCCGGGUAGCAGUGGUGCGGCGACGGCGGCUGCAGUGGCAGCGGCUAAUCACGUGGUUGCCGGUGGGGGAGCUGGUGGUGGUGGCGGUGGCCACCGGAAGCUGGAGCGGACCCAGUCCGAACCGUUGCCGCAGCAGGUUAACACUUCGAGGUACAAGACGGAACUGUGCCGACCGUUCGAGGAGGCCGGUGAAUGCAAGUAUGGCGACAAGUGCCAGUUCGCGCACGGCAUCCAGGAGCUGCGCAACCUGCAGCGUCACCCGAAGUACAAAACCGAACUGUGCCGCACGUUCCACAGCGUCGGAUUCUGCCCGUACGGGCCGCGGUGCCACUUUGUGCACAACGCCGAGGAAGCACGCAACCACAACCGUUCGGUGGCUGCCUACCAUCAGGCUCAGCUUCUGGCUGCGGCCGCAGCUGCCUCAGGUAAGGGAGGAGCUUCGUCGCGAGAGGGUGGUCAGCUGCAGCAACAGCACCAGCUCCCACUGAGCCCGGCACUCUCGAUGUCGACGGGCUCGGAUCGGGCUUCACCGAUCGGAUCGUGUCUUUCGCUCUCGCCUACGACCUCGAUGGCCAGCUUCUUCCCGGAGCAGGGAAGUCCCACCUUUGCGCCACCUUCGUCUGCGAACGGUAUGCAGGGAGGCACGGCCUUCAAUUUCCCGGCUUCGCCGCCGGCCAGCCCCGUCGACGGAGGCCUAUCGCCCAUGGCUGGAACUCCUCCACCCUCGUCCCCGGGACUUGUGGCCGCCAUGCAGCAUGGAGCCGGAAGCAACAAGACGACUGUAGCAUCAACGCUAGCCGGCGGUGAUGGCGAUGCCCGACUUCCGGUGUUCAACCGGAUCAGCUCAACGGUGGACGCUUUCACCAAUCUCAUGAUCUAAGCAAUAGUUUAAGCUAGGUUUUUGCGGGGUCCCUUCGUAGACGAAAGAUGGAAAAAAAGCGUUUGAUUUUCAAGCACUGUGCGUUCGUGUUCCGGUGAGAGUUGAAUGUUCCCUUUUUUCUGUACGCACGCACCCCAAACAUCACCCCAAAGUUGGUGGUAUCUCUCUCACUCGUAUGAGCAUUGAAAGUAGAGAAAAAGAACGCAAAAUUGCUUGAAACAAAUGGAUGCACUCAAAGAAAGUCUCAAGACACAAACACACAUUGAAAAGGAAGGAAUCCCCCCGGAAAUUGGUUGCUGAUGAGGAGCGCAGAAGUAAGCAUAACGUUUGAUGGUGAUGAUCAAGCACAACAGAUAUUUAUUUUUCAAAACCAACAACAACAACCGCACUCUGGACUGCACACAGAAAACUGCGAUAAACCCCCCACUCCCCUGGCUAGUUUGCUAAGCUAACUAACUAGCUAGCUAGUUGCUUGUGUUAUAUAUAUUUUUGUAUAAAAUUUUUUCCGUGGGUUUUUCGCAGAGACUAGGUAUGUAGUAGUACUAGUUUUCAAUUACGCUCGCGAGCGCGCUGGGUAUGGAUGCAAUGCAGGCACAUGUUAUAGGAACAAACUAAAAAAAAUAUGUAUAUCAAAUCGUAUAUGUAUCGUACACAAGACGCCUAACACACAUACAAGUAAAAAAAUCGUAGGAAUGAAAAUGCGAAACAAACGAAAACAGCAAACAAGCAAGCAACAAGGACACUAGAAAGAGAGACAAACGAAAAGGUGAAAAACUUAUUUAAUCUUAUUUAUUUUUUAUCGACUAUGAUUGUAAUUUUAUUUAAAAAAAAAAAACAAAUCAACAAAUUCAAACGUACGACUAAUAGAAGAAGAAGAAGAACGUUGAAUGAAUUCAUAAUUAAUCAAGCACAAAUCAAUAAGUUCCAAGAGAAUGUUGGCAGGUCUCGAAAUGAAAGAAGAAAAAAAAUGAAAAAUCAGCAAUCGCAAAAAUACACAAAACUCUUAAUGAUAGUUUUUGGACUGGAAUAUCACGUAUUUUUUCUGUUUUGUUUUUCCUUCUGUGUAUUCGAGAUAUUUAUAUAUAUUCUGAUGAACUUUGUUCGUUGUUAUGUUACUAAACCCACUACACAUAUUUGAUCAAACUGCUUGUGAGGGACCUGACCAAUAGAUUGCGAUCUAGAGCGAGAAAGGGACAGUUGUCGGCUAGGAAGAAGGAAAGUGUAAUUUAUUUAGAAAAGAAAGUACCGAAGAGCUUCCAGUGAGAAUGAAUUUCGAUUUCAGUUAACUAAUUAGUGAAACAUAUAAAAAAACACACGCGGAUCAUCUUAUUUAAUUAACUUUUUGAGUAGUCAAACGCGAAACAAACAAACCACACGCGAGACAUUUCUCUCCUUUGUGUUUCAACUCUACGUAAAAACAAGUAAGCUUAUUAUUAUUAUUAUAAUUAUUAUUAUGAUUAUUGUCAAACCCCUAUCAUUAUUAUUUCUUAAUUUAUUUUAUUUAUUUUUCUUCCACUGCUUUACUUUUUUCUCAAAAAAAAAAACCAAUGCGAUACAAAUAUACGACUAUUGAAACAAGCAAGCAAACGUUAGGUUUCCUACCCCCCUUUAUUUUAAAAUACAAUCAAUAAAUGUAACGUUUUUGCAUAAUCACUCAACUAUUUAAAUAACUAAUUAACAAAAAGAAAACAUGAAAAGUACACACGAACACACGCUUAAAACAAACAACCAAUCAAUCGACCCCUUUUUAAUCCAAUCCAAAACGGGAAGGUGGGUAGAAGACAAUUUCUGUUUAGCUCUUAAGAAGGAAAAUUUCGUGAGGAAAAAACACUAGUUAGCCUACCCCCUGUAUCUAUCUAUCAAUCUAUUUGUGUAUGUAUAGUUUAGUAAUUUAUAUUCAGUCGCCUAAAUUUGCAGAUAUUUCUCUUGAUGAUUAUUAUACCUAAUUUAACGGUUUUUUUUUCGAGAUAGUCACACCCCGGGAAUCGAUUUGUUCCGGAGGUUUUCUCCGGCUGUCCUUUUUUUCCCGCGGUUGUUGGUCGUCACCAGCUAGUGCCUUAAUAGUUUUCGAGACUAUACCUAGAGUUCAGUAGUUUAGUAGCUUUUGUGGGAAUAGAGUAGCAGAUAGAACUACUGCCCUUCUUCAGUAGGGAAAAGAAACGACGUGUAGAAGAUGUAUUUCUCUCAGCUUUGCUACACACGCGCGUUUCCAGUCAUGUACAGUCGAGUAAUCCGUUUACAAUUCACGUGUUUUUUUUUUUGUCAGUGUUUAACUUUUCCCACGCUUAACACCCCCACAUCUCCCUUUUUCAUAGUUUAUUCUUAUCUCCCGAGUGUUCAGAUUUGUGAGUGAGAGUACUGGGGAAAAAAUCAGAACACAACUCUGAAACUUUGGACUAAAUCUGAACAGACUUUAUUGACACUCGUAUCAUUAAAAACAUACAAAAAGAGGAUGGUAAACCGCAAUUUUGAAAGCUUUCUUCCAAUCAAAACUAUUCUUCCAUUUUAUACUGUGUUAAGCACGCAUUCAAACUGCGAAUAAAAAAAAUGUCAAUCAACGAAUGUGUUGAAACAAGUUGUAAAAAUACAGAGAUGAUUUUAAGGUGCCGUCUUACGGCACAGACGAACACAGGAGAACCGUCCCUCGGGUCCUUUGCAAUGUGCAUCUUAAAUUCUUGUCUUCGUAAUUUACCAUAAUUGUUUCCCGAUGAAACAAAAUUAAAGACCAAUCGUCUAAAAUCAACAUUGAAUUUUUUUCUCAGUGUAGACGUCAAAAUUGCUUUCUACACUCAGGAAAAAAUCAUCUGAAAACAUUGUUGCAUUUUUUAGCUGACAAUUCUUGGCUCAAAAAUGGACCAUUGCUUGCUUAUUAUCAUUUAAACAGAGAAAAAAUAGUUUUCGGUAACAAAAAACAUUUAAAUUCAGACAGGUAUGCACAUGUGAAUGGGAACACGGGGACGGAUCCCGGAAAAAACUGCUUUAAUUUCCCAUUGUGAGGUUAGAUUGUAAGGCAUAAAAGACACAUAUUAUAAAAACAAUAAACGACGGAAAGAAAAAUCCAAUCUAUCUAUCUAUCUAUAUAUAUCGCUUCUAUAUAUUUUUUUCCUUCUAUAAUAUUUUUGUAUAAAUCGAACAUCGACGACGAAAUGAUGAACGUAACGUAAAAAAACACUCAAUCUUCCAUUAGAUUUAAGGAAACUGAAAACAAAUGAUUAUUAUAUAUGGCAUAAUUAUUAUUAUUAUAUUAUCGUAAUUACUAUUAUUAUUAUUGCUACUAUUAUUACUACAAUCAAAGGUGAAAAAAACCGUAAUCAAACACAACAUGAAAAUUAUCCAAUAGCUUUUGUAUAUCUUAUUUUUCCCCUCAACCACAAUGAUGAAACCAACAAAACAAUCAACACAAGCUAUUAUUUGUGCUUCAAAACAGUUCCACUCUUUUUAAUAUAAACACAACAACACAUGAUCAAUCUAUCAACUCGUCUAUCUAUCUAUUUUUUUUUUUUUUUUUUGUAUGUGUCAACAAACAGCUAACAUUAAUUUAAUUGAAAAAAAUAUGAUUUUCUUGUGAUUUUAGUACGUAUAGUAAGCAACAACAACAACAAACAAAUCAACAAAACACUUGAAUAAAAAGUCAUUUUGUGUAGUAAAAAGUAAUAAUCAAAA